GGAAAACAAUUUGAUAGGAUGGUGAACGAGUUGAACCAAGAAUCAUCUCAAAGGGAGUUUUGCAGAGAGGGGUUUUUUAAUGGUAUUGUGGAUCUUUAUCAUGGUCUUGCAAUUCAUCCUGACAACAACAGGAUUGCAUCACACAGAAAACUAAAGACAUAGGGACUGCCACUGGUGGACUUUACCAUCUUCAAAACCAGCCUUUCUCAAGUCAAGACCCAAGCCUCUUUUUCAGCUCAAACACAACCCAAGCAAAGAAGCCUAAAGUGUUCAAGAAAUUUAAGGCAAAUGUUAGCCAAAUUCCUCAAACAAGUGUUAGUAACACUGUAAAAAGAGAACAAAAUGUAGUUGAUUGUUCUGGAAAAAUUGUUUUUGUCAAUGACUAUCCUUGUAAUGCUUUGUUGUCUUAUAAUGCAAAGUGUUCUGAUUACUCUUUAUGGCAUGUUAGACUUGGACAUGCUUCUUUAGGCAAGCUUAAGCAUAUUACAUGUUUAAAAGAUCACAUCAAACAACACAACUCUGAAAUUUGUCUUUCUUGUCCUAUGACAAAACUAACAAAAUCUCCCUUCUCUCCCAGUGAAACCACAGUGGCAGGUCCUUUUGAUCUUAUACAUAUAGAUAUAUGGGGCCCUUACAAAGUUGCUUACAAAGAAAAAUAUAGAUUCUUUUUAACUAUAGUUGAUGACUAUACUAGGGCAACUUGGGUUCAUCUUCUUAAAAACAAAUCUGAUUCUUUUGCUACAAUCAAGGAAUUCUGUACAUAUGCAAAGAAUCAAUUUGAUAAGAAUGUUAAGAUCAUCAGGUCUGAUAAUGCUCUUGAAUUUAAGGAUCAAGACUGUAUUGCUUUGUUUAUUGAAAAGGGUAUUGUUCAUCAGACUAGCUGUGUUGACAGACCACAGCAAAAUGGAGUGGUAGAGAGAAAGCAUAGGCAUCUACUUGAAAUAAGUAGAGCCCUGAGGUUUGGUGCUGGAUUAAGCUUGUCAUAUUGGGGUGAUUGUGUCCUUGCAGCUGCCUAUAUUAUAAAUAGGUUACCAUCUCCUGUAAUUAAAAACAAGACUCCCUAUGAAAUGAUGUAUGCCAAGCUACCUGAUUAUGAUCAUCUUAAGUGCUUUGGUUGUCUUGCAAUGGCCUAUAAUCCAGAUAGAGCAAAGGAUAAGUUCAAGACAAGGGCUGUACCUUGUCUGUUUUUGGGAUAUCCUACAACCCAGAAGGGUUAUAAGCUUCAAAAUCUUCUCACAAAACAACAGUUUGUCUCUAGAGAUGUUCAAUUUUAUGAACAUAUCUACCCUAUGCUUAAAACUCAAACACAUAACCUUAUGAACCCUGUUCCUAUUCCACUUCCUUCACAACACUCUCCUGUAGACAUCUAUGAUGACUCUACAUUGACUACACUCAAUGACAAUAUGGAACCUAACCUUGCCCAACCUGAAAAUCAAGCCUUACCUACACCAACACCAACACCUAGCCCUGAAGCAUCACCUGUUCAACCCUCACCUGAACCACUGCCCUUGAGAAAAUCUACCAGAGUAUCAAGGCCUCCUGGGUGGUUAGAUGACUUUGUUACAGCUCAUACAAACAACAAUCAACCAGGAGUGGUCUUGCCUUCUGUGACUACCAAUGUCACUGAGCAUUUUGUAAACAUGGUAAGAAAAAUCAAUGAAACUGAAGAGCCUCAGAAUUACUAUGAAGCAGCUGCUCAACCAGGCUGGGUUGAAGCAAUGAAUAAAGAGAUUGAAGCAUUAGUAGCCAAUGACACCUGGGUGAUCACCACAUUGCCAAAGGGAAGAAAGGCUAUUGGAUGUAGGUGGGUAUACAAAACUAAGUAUAGAGCUGAUGGAAGUGUUGAAAGGAAGAAGGCAAGGCUAGUAAUUCAAGGGUGUAAUCAGAAGAAAGGGGUUGAAUACACUCACACAUAUGCUCCUGUGGCUAAAAUGAGCACAAUUAGAGCAUUGCUAGCUGUUGCUGCCAUGAAUAAAUGGCAUACCUGUCAGAUGGAUGUGCAAAAUGCAUUUUUGCAUGGUGAUUUGCAAGAGGAGAUCUACAUGAAGAUUCCAUUAGGCUAUCAUGAAGCUACCCCUUAUGCAAAUGAGAGGGAGUUUGGAACACAAGUGUGCAAAUUGAAGAAAGCAUUGUAUGGCUUGAAACAAGCACCUAGACAGUGGUUUGCCAAACUGUCAAGUGCCUUGUUUUCAUUUGGUUUUGUUCAAUCUCAUGCAGAUCAUUCUCUGUUUAUUCAAGAGAAGGGUGAUUCUUUCACUGCUGUCUUAAUCUAUGUUGAUGAUCUACUUAUCACAGGCAACUGUAAUCAGGCUAUUUCUACUCUAAAACAUCUCUUGAGUACCCAGUUUCACAUGAAGGACUUGGGAAAUCUGAGUUACUUCUUGGGCAUGGAAUUCAUCACAUCUUCACAAGGCAUAUUUGUAUCUCAAAGAAAGUAUACUCUAGAUAUACUGAGGGAGUAUGGUGUUGACAAGCAAAAGCCACUCAAACUUCCCUUAGAUGCUCAUCUUAAACUUGAACCUAACAAAGGAACACCCCUUCCUAAUCCUGAAUCCUAUAGGAGGCUCAUAGGUCAAUUGAUCUAUCUCACUAUAUCCAGACCUGACAUUGCAUUCUCUGUACAACUUCUUAGUCAAUUUAUGCAAGCUCCUACUUCUACUCAUAUGCAAGCAGCUAGAAGGGUUCUAAGAUAUCUCAAAUUGGCUCCUGAACAAGGUAUCUUGCUUGCUAGCAAUACUGCAGCUACUCUUACUGCCUAUUGUGACUCUGAUUGGGCUUCAUGUCCAUACUCUAGAAGGUCUACUACUGGGUAUUGUGUUCUUCUAGGAUCCUCUCCUAUUUCAUGGAAGAGCAAGAAACAGACUGUUGUAGCUAGAUCCUCAGCAGAGGCUGAGUAUAGAGCAAUGGCUCUCACUACAUGUGAAGUGACUUGGCUUAUGUCCCUUCUCAAAGAUCUAGGCCUGAAGAAAUUACAAACUGCUGCCCUGAAGUGUGAUAAUCAGGCUGCUCUCUGCAUUGCUGCUAAUCCUGUGUAUCACGAAAGAACAAAACACAUUGAAGUGGACUGUCACUUUCUCAGAGAGAAAGUAGCUCAAGGGACCAUUAAAACAUCCUAUGUCCCUUCUAAGGAACAACUAGCAGAUGUUCUCACCAAAGCGCUUCCUGUUCAGCAGCAUAACAAGCUUCUCAGCAAGAUGGGAGUGCAGCUUUCACCUCACUCACAUCUUGAGAGGGAGUGUAAAGAGCCUAAGCAUUAGUAUUCUAUCUUACUACAUCAUGUGAGCUGCACAUGUUAUAUUGCUUAGGUGUCUAGUCAUGUUUUGUCUUUAUAUGUAAUCUUUCUAGGGAUUGAUUCCCUCAGUUGUUCUCUCCAAUAUAUAAGGAGAACUAGGUUGCUUGUAAUAGACAACACAGGAGAAUAUAAUACACAAAAAGGUUGUGCCGUCAUUGAAGGCCACAAACCUAAAAAUCCUAUCUUGCCCAUUGCCAUUAACUGUCAGCAGCAUUCAUCCUCUCUCAUUAAACUUCUCUUCAAAAUAAGAGUUAUCAAAUAAGCCAAAUAUUACCUCAUAGGCUCAUAUGAUGGGUGAAUGUUUUCCUUUUGAGACUUAAUUAGUGCAGUUUAAUUACUAAAAACUAACAAUGCCGCGAUUAAAUGACUCCCCCAAUGAAUUUAUUGUGUAAGAAUUUGCUACGCGAUCCACCACAGUAAUUGCCAAAAAGAUGACUACAUAGAUUUGGGAAGAAUUUAUAAUAGUAUUGGGUUUAAUUAGAUUACGUUUACAUGAAUUGACAUUUUCGUAUUCUUUUGAUGAUUCCAUGAGAUCGUUGUUGGUUUACACAUCCGACUUUUUCUUUGGUUUAGAGCAACUCCAAUGGUGAACAUUAGGGACUUGCUAGCAAAUAAAUAAAAAGUUAAGCAAUUAGCCUAACUAUUGAAGUGAGUAGCUAGAAUUUCAUUUGCUAGCCAAUGUAGCUUAACUAAGCCAAUUGGCUUAAGCUAAAAUUGUGGGCCCAUGUGGGAAUUUUGGUGAACAAUUUCUAUACUAUUCUCUAAAAAAAACUAUCUUACUUCAAUUGGGACCUACUCAUAUUGGCUAACCAUUGGGGGAGUUUUGGCUUAAAAUGGAGUUAGCUAGAAAAAUCUAUGUGUCACUCUAAGCCAAUUUUCAUUUUGCUCUACCAUUGGAGUUGCUCUUAGGGGUCUUUUUUAUUUGGAGUUUACAUGGCAUAAUCCGGCUAGGAUUGAAUCAAAGAUGA
This is a messenger RNA of Beta vulgaris subsp. vulgaris (sugar beet), 4260 nucleotides long. Its product is annotated as potassium channel SKOR. Gene Ontology annotation, cellular component: membrane. Lineage: Eukaryota; Viridiplantae; Streptophyta; Magnoliopsida; Caryophyllales; Amaranthaceae. The transcript has 2 exons. Gene Ontology annotation, biological process: DNA integration; transmembrane transport; potassium ion transport. The record is from RefSeq and is a predicted model, not a curated record. Gene Ontology annotation, molecular function: protein binding; voltage-gated potassium channel activity; nucleic acid binding. The coding region runs from base 543 to 3257 and encodes 904 amino acids.